ACCACUUUGAGUGGUACACAACAUGACUAUCAAGACGAGAGUUUGUUGAUACUGUUUACGCCAUGGACGUCUGCUUUCCACUGUGUUGACAAGUUAAUAUGUGUUUAACUAAUACUUCCUACUGCUGUAUGCUGGCGUAGACAUUCUUUUUUUUACCUUGGCUUUUGCUAUUAGUCAUUGCUGCCUGGCCAAAGCUCAAAGCAGAAUAGACUGCCUACCAAACAGGGACAAUUUCAACAUUUAUUGCUUUAAAAACCCACAAAAAUAAUUUUAAAAAAUGGCUGGCUAUAAAAGACUUUUUUACAGAGUCGCAUUAUGGACUUGGAGAAGAAGUAGUUGGAUGAGUCGAAAUGACUCUUCGGCUGUGUUUGGAGAGGCAGGGUUUUCAUCUUGCAGACCAAAGGUGUGUAUUGUUGGUAGUGGUCCAGCAGGUUUCUACACAACCCAGCACUUGAUUAAGGCUCGUCAAGACAUUGAAGUGGACAUUUAUGAGCGACUACCUGUUCCCUUUGGCCUGGUCAGAUUUGGGGUUGCUCCUGAUCACCCCGAAGUAAAGAACGUCAUCAACACAUUCACACAGACAGGCAAAAAUGCCCGCUGUAGUUUCUACGGUAACGUUAACAUCGGAAAGGAUGUGAGCGUUAAAGAGCUACAGCAAGCCUACCAUGCUGUUAUAUUGAGUUAUGGGGCAGAAGGAAACAGGAGUAUGGGGAUACCUGGAGAAGACUUGGCCGGCGUGUACUCUGCAAAAGACUUUGUGGGCUGGUACAAUGGACUGCCAAGUUGUCAACAGCUGAGUCCAGACUUAAGUUGUGAAACAGCAGUUGUCCUGGGUCAAGGCAACGUGGCUUUGGACGUAGCAAGAAUACUACUGUCUCCCAUGGACAUGUUAAAGAAUACUGAUAUCACCCAGGCAGCCCUUGAAGCUCUGAUGGAGAGCCAGGUCCGUAGAGUGCUAAUUGUUGGCCGUAGAGGACCAAUGCAGGUCGCCUGCACAAUCAAGGAGGUCAGAGAAAUGGUCAACCUGCCUGGGACCAAGCCUCAGAUGCUGCCAACUGAUUUUGAUGGUGUCCGUGAAGCUCUUCAAGAUUUACCAAGACCACGAAAGCGUCUCACAGAGUUGAUGUUGAAGGCAGCCAUCGAGCUUCCAGCAGAAAAAGAGCAGGAAAAAAGUAAUAAGGCUUCACGCAGUUGGGGAUUUCGAUUCUUCCGGAGCCCAGUCCAGGUCCUUCCAAGUGCUGAUGGCACCAGGACGGCUGGCAUCCGCCUGGCAGUCAACAAACUGGAGGGUUCAGGUGAGGCAGCGCGUGCAGUGCUCACUGGUGAAGUGGAGGACGUGACCUGUGGCCUUGUCAUCAGCAGCAUUGGCUACAAGAGCCUCCUCAUUGACCCAUCGGUGCCGUUUGACUCUCAAAAAGCUAUAGUCCCGAACCUAAUGGGCCGUGUUCAACAAGCUGCAGGUCUUUACUGCAGUGGCUGGCUUAAAACUGGCCCAACUGGCGUGAUAGCCACUACUAUGAAUAAUAGUUUUGAAACUGCACGAUCCCUAAUUGAAGACAUGGACUCGGGAAAAUUGGACCUUUCUGCUGAAAAAUCCGGUGCCCAAAAAAUCAGAAAUCUGCUUGAAAAGAGAGAAAUCAAGCCUGUAACCUUUUCGGGCUGGGAGAAGAUUGACCGUGUGGAGACAAUGAGGGGUGGGUCGACAGGAAAGCCCAGAGAAAAAUUGCUGACCGUGGAAGAAAUGCUGCAACUUGCCUGGAUGUGACCACCGGAUACAGCUUAGUGAUUUCACAAAGCUGUAUUACAUUUUUAUCGACAAAGACAAACCUUGAUCCACAUGAAAGAGUGCCAAGAUCAUGUAAAAAAUAUCAAAGAAAAUUGUAUUUGCAUUAAAUUGAGUUUGAUGAAACAUAAAAACCGUAAAUGUGUAGUUCAGUAAAAUUGGUAUUUUUGACCAAAGCUGCAACAGGAAGGAAAAUAUUUCAUUCCUACCGUUUUGAGUCCAGCCCCUGAAUUUUUUUAUGGUAGGUUUACGUCUCUUUAAUGUGUAUGUACUUGGCAGUUUGACAUCCAUUUGGUUUGAAUUGAAGUUUAAAGAACUCUGCUGCUCGUCUUUUAACCAAAAUCAAACGACGUGAGCACAUUACCCCUCGACUGGCUUUCCUUCACUGGCUCCCAGUUACUUUUAGAGAUAAUUUAAAAAUUUUACUUUUUAAAAAAAUAAAUGCCUACACCAAGAAGCCCCGCCCUAUCUUAUUGAGCUGCUGCAACUUUGUCCAAGCAGGACUCUUCAGACUAAAAUACGGUAGACUAGAUCCUCCUUGCUGCCCCAAAAACUAGGCUAAAAACAAGAGUCUUUACAGUGGCAGGCCCCUGACUAUGGAACAACCUUUCACUAUUAGGUCCUCCCAGUCUGAGCCAAUUUAAAUCUAGGCUAAACAUAUUUUCACUCCGACAUUCAAAUCCAGUUAGACAUCUUUUUUUUCCUUGUUUUAAUUUUACAUUUUAGGUGACGUAAGUCACUUCUUUGAAGGUAUAUUUUACUACCGUAUUUUAUUCAUCCUUCUGUGUUACGAUGUAAAUGUGACACUGUGCCCCUCUUAAGUCUGUACAGCACUUUGGCCAACAGGUUGUUUUUUUUUUAGAUUUAUAAAUGUGCUAUAUAAAUAAACCGAACUAAAUGGUUGAAAUAAAGAGUACUUAAUGGGCACAUCUGUCUC
Messenger RNA from Entelurus aequoreus (snake pipefish), 2720 nucleotides. RefSeq names its product ferredoxin reductase (gene fdxr). Gene Ontology annotation, biological process: ubiquinone biosynthetic process. The record is from RefSeq and is a predicted model, not a curated record. NCBI's taxonomy places the organism in Eukaryota, Metazoa, Chordata, Actinopteri, Syngnathiformes, Syngnathidae. Gene Ontology annotation, cellular component: mitochondrion. The coding region runs from base 278 to 1765 and encodes 495 amino acids. The transcript is spliced from 12 exons.